This is a messenger RNA of Heteronotia binoei (common prickly gecko), 773 nucleotides long. It is a transcript of the gene MAL2, whose product is annotated as mal, T cell differentiation protein 2. Gene Ontology annotation, cellular component: membrane. NCBI's taxonomy places the organism in Eukaryota, Metazoa, Chordata, Lepidosauria, Squamata, Gekkonidae. The record is from RefSeq and is a predicted model, not a curated record. The transcript has 4 exons. Gene Ontology annotation, molecular function: structural constituent of myelin sheath. Gene Ontology annotation, biological process: myelination. Bases 107 to 667 code for a protein of 186 amino acids.
CUGCCUGCCUUCCCCACCUGCCCGCGGCCACGUCAGGGGCUGAGCCGCCGCCGCCGCCGCUUCCCAGCACUCGCGCUCGCCUCUCGAGUCCCGCCCGGGCAGCACCAUGAUCCCCGCGCGAGGGGGGUCCUCCAUGCCGCCGCCCCCCAACGCCACCGCCUACUUCCCCCCGCCCCGCAUCACCCUCCCGUCCGGCCUGGAGAUCCUGCGCACUUACUCGGGGGCCUUCAUCUGCCUGGAGAUCCUAUUUGGAGCCCUUGUCUGGAUUUUAGUAGCUGCUACCAAAGUCCCUUUGCCACUCCUGCAAGGCUGGGUGAUGUUUGUGUCCGUGACCGCCUGCUUCAGCUCCCUGGGUUUUCUCUCCGUCUUUCUCUUCAGCUACAGAGAGAGAAUUGCAAUUGAUUGGAACCGUCUGGAUUUUCUGUACCACGCAGCUAUUUUUGUCUGCUAUUUUGGGACGUUUCUGUUGCAGGCCGCCACAACGUCUUUGCACAGCCAUCCACUUAAGUUCUAUGUCGACCCCAACCACAACAACACUGUCGUCCGUCAGAUACUUCUCAACGAGCACGAAUAUAACUUGAGCAUAGCAGCUGCUAUUUUUGCCUUUGUAACCACUGUAUGUUAUGGAUGCAGCACAACCCUGGCUCUGAGAAGGUGGAAACUAUAGCACUGGAAAAGAAGAACCGUCUCUAUAGCAUCCUGUCAGUUUCACAUAACUGUACAGAUGAUCAAAAUGGUUAGACCACUUGUCUGUCAAAUCAGAGUGGCAUCCC